Messenger RNA from Pararge aegeria (speckled wood butterfly), 1896 nucleotides. RefSeq names its product protein AATF (gene Aatf). Gene Ontology annotation, biological process: regulation of transcription by RNA polymerase II. The record is from RefSeq and is a predicted model, not a curated record. The coding region runs from base 74 to 1879 and encodes 601 amino acids. The transcript is spliced from 4 exons. NCBI's taxonomy places the organism in Eukaryota, Metazoa, Arthropoda, Insecta, Lepidoptera, Nymphalidae. Gene Ontology annotation, cellular component: nucleus; nucleolus.
GAAAGGUUAUGUUUUUGUGUAAAAUAUUUUUCAAAUAAUUAUAACAUUGCUCCGUUGAAUUUAAACAAACAAAAUGAAAUUUAAACAGAAGAAAUCGUCGAAAUCGAUCUUAUCCGAUAAAAUCGCAGAUGCCCUAACAGUGAGACCUAGGGCGGAUAUCGAAGAUGACCAUAUAUUUAACACAAAACCGAAUACCGUUUCACGUGCGGAUUACUCUUCUGAAAGUGAAGAUGAGGCUGCUAUUAGCGAUUUUAGAAAGCGUACUGCAAAUUUGCUAAGUGAUAUUAGUAAAAAAUAUGAAGGGGAAGUUGUAUCUCGGAAAGAACUUGAAGACAGUGUUAACAGUUCUGACCUAAGUGACGGUGAAAGCAAUUAUGCCACCUCAGGUAAAGGUUUGGAUGACAGCAACAAUGGUUUAAGUGAUGAUGAUCUACCAGGCAAGCAUGAAAUGGCUAGAAGUAGUAAUGGUUCUGAAGAUGACAGUGAAAAUGAUGAUGACGGCGAAAGUGCUGAUUAUAGCAUACUGAAAACAGAAUCUAAAACAAUACCAAAUAAGUUACCGGGCAAAGUUGAUGGUACAAGCAGUGAUGAAGACGGUGAAGAAAAUGACUAUAGUAUGAUUAAAAAACAAAUACAGGGUGAAUCUGAUGAAGAUCAGUCUGAUGCAAGUGGAGAAGAAGAAGAAGAUGAAGAAGAAGAUGAAGGAGAAGGAUUUGAUAUCAGUCAAUUGAAUGAGCCAGUGCAAGAAGAGUUUGAGCAUGUCAAAAGGCAAAACGUUUCUGAAGAGGGAAAGAAAGGAGCCUGUGUCAGAAAUCAGUUGUUAAUAUGGGAAAGUUUAUUAGAGAUGAGGAUACAUUUGCAAAGGUGUAUGAACACAGCUAAUAUGAUGCCAAUGUCUGAUAAAUAUGGGGAGUUAAAGGAUUGCAAAGAGUUUGCAGAAGAGAGUAAUGUUACUAUGAAUAAUGUUUCUACUGUUCUAGAUAAAUUUUUAACACUGCAAAAUCUACUUUUGAAGAAUUUUCCCGAUACAAAAAAGAUAUCAAAUAAAAAUCAAAUGGAGAAAAAAGCGAAUGCUAAAGAAGAAAGUGAUGAAGAAAUUCCAAGUGACACAGACAAUGAAGAAAUACCAUCGGACACAGAACCUGAAGAUGACGUUAUACAAGAAAAAAGUAAACCAGGAAAAACUAAAAGCAUUAAAACAAUGCAAAAAAAGCGUAAACUUGAAGACUAUGAAAGUGACUUAAUCACAUACCAUAAAGGUUUGAAAACCUUUAGGGAAACAACAAUACAGAAAUGGAAUGAGAAAACACGCUUAACAACAGCAGCUAAUAUUAAAAAUACACCUACAAAUACUAUACUGCAGCAAAUAUCAUAUAUUUUAUCAGAUAGAAAUAAACUAAUACGAAGGACGCAAUUAAAGCGAUCUGAUUACGACAUUAUUGGCUAUAAUAAGUCAACAGAAAUUGAAAAGAGUGAAGAAAUAAACAUAGGAGAAAAUGGUAUGACAAAAGAUCGAAAAGACAAUGAUGAAUACAUAACAGAAAUAUUUGAUGAUAGUGAUUUUUAUCACCAACUGUUAAGGGAACUAAUUGAAUGCAAAUCUGCGGAUAUAUCGGAUCCUGUCCAACUCAGUCGGCAAUGGAUAGCCUUGCAACAAAUGAGGAGUAAAAUGAAAAGAAAGGUUGAUACAAGAGCAACUAAGGGACGAAAAAUUAAAUAUGUUGUACAUAAUCCACUCGUAAGUUAUAUGGCCCCAGAGAAAUCUUUGAAAUGGAAUGAAGAGAGUACUAAUGAAUUAUACAGUUCGCUUUUCGGUAAAAUAUUUGAAAACAACAAUGUAGGCAUGAAUGUUGAUCUAGAAAAUGUUAACAUUAAAUAAUAAAAAUUAAUUUUUAU